AUUGAUAAAAGUUGCAUGUAUGAUUACUUCUACACAAUCGUAUAGAUGGGAGAUUCACAAGGGAAUGGUAAAAGAAAGGAUUACAAAACUUGGAACACUGAAGAAAGCAACGUUUUGCUUCAACUUAUGGUUGAAGGCGCCAAACUUGGAUUUCGUGAUAUUAAUGGUGUGAUAAGCAAACAAACAGUAGAGGCGAAGCUACUUCCUAAACUUAAGGAAAAACUUGGUUAUGAAAUAACUUUUAGUCAUUACCAAAGCAGAGUGAAAUGGUUUAAGAAACAGUACACCAAUUACUCUCAACUUAUGCGCCAUAGUUCUGGAUUUGGGUGGGAUCCGAUCACAAAAAGAUUCACUGCUGAUGAUGAAGUAUGGGCAGAUUAUUUGAAGUCACAUCCAACGCAUGUGCACUUUCGGUCAGAAACUUUUCCAGACUAUGAGGACUUGAAAAUUGCAGUUGGAAAUGGAACUGCAACUGGAAUGGGCUCAAUUAGUCUAGGUGAUGAUACAGAUGCAACAACAUUUGGAGCGGAGGAAAAUGGAUCUUGGGGAAUUGGUGGCAUAGAUGGAUUAGUUUUUUAUCGAAAUACUAACAUGUUCAUGCAAAGUGAAAAUGAGUCAUCACACCAAGAAAACUCACCAUCUCUUUCACAACAACCCUCCCAAGGUACCAGUAUAGAUGCUCCAGCUCCACCACAUAGCAGGACUCAAGGAAAACGGAGUAGAACUGACUAUGAAAAUAAUAGUGGCUCAAAAGGGGCUACUGGCCAAGCUGAGGUUCUAUAAAACUUAUCAAGUGGCAUUGGUAAAAUUGUCACAAGUUUUGAUAAAAUUUGUGGCUUAAUGGAGAAGAGAGAAUCAAGAGAGAGUGAUCUUUUGGAUGCUAUGAAGGAGACUCCAGGAUUAACUAAUGAAGCUUGCUUUAUGGCUCUUGAUUUGCUUAAUACUAAAGCAAAGCAAGAUUUCUUCUUGAAGAUGACUCCUGAAC
Rosa rugosa (rugosa rose) is the source of this 985-nucleotide messenger RNA. RefSeq lists its product as uncharacterized. Bases 46 to 783 code for a protein of 245 amino acids. The record is from RefSeq and is a predicted model, not a curated record. Lineage: Eukaryota; Viridiplantae; Streptophyta; Magnoliopsida; Rosales; Rosaceae. The transcript has 2 exons.